CCAAAUGUCGCCAUCGAUCUAUGACAUUUUGUGAAGUUGAAUUUAUUGAUAUAAAGCGUUAAUGUAAAUAAUAAACAAUUCCAACAUAAAAGUCGGCUUCCAGUCGAUAUGUAUGCCAAGGGCAAAGGCUCUACGGUACCUUCGGACGCUCAGGCCCGCGAGAAGUUAGCCCUCUAUGUGUACGAAUACUUACUGCACGUUGGGGCUCAGAAAGCGGCACAGACUUUCCUUUCUGAGAUACGAUGGGAGAAGAACAUAACACUGGGCGAGCCCCCGGGGUUCCUUCACUCGUGGUGGUGUGUUUUCUGGGAUCUAUACUGCGCAGCGCCCGAGCGAAGGGAUACUUGUGAACACUCGUCCGAAGCCAAGGCUUUUCACGAUUAUGGUUUCGUCAAUUCUGGCUAUGGUGUCAAUGGAAUUGGUCACAACGCCGGCCCGGCGCCUCCAAACGACGGUAUGGGUGGUGGAGGCAUGCCACCAGGGUUCUUCCCCAACUCCUCACUCCGGCCGUCCCCGCCAGCCCCACACCCUGGAUCACAGCCGUCACCACACGGGCCUCAACCACAGCUGAUGGGGACGGGACAGCCGUUCAUAGGACCCUGGUACUCUGGAGGACCAAGGUCAGCUGUGCGGAUGGGCAUGGGCAAUGACUUUAAUGGGCCUCCAGGUCAGGGUAUGAUGGGCAACUCGCUGGAGCGCGGCGCGGGCGGCGGGAUGCUGGGCGGGCCGCGCAUGACGCCGCCGCGCCCCGGCAUGGGCCCCAUGAGCCCCGGCGCCUACGCGGCCGGCAUGCGCGGCCCUCCGCCCCAGGCACCAGGUAUGCCACCAAUGGGAAUGGGCCCCAGAGGAGCGUGGGCCGGCGGCAGCGGCGGCGCGGGAGGGGGUUCCGCGCCCCUCAACUACAGCGGGGGCUCCCCGGGCGCGUACGGAGCCCCGCCAGGUUCAAACGGCCCGCCAGGACCGCCCACGCCAAUCAUGCCAAGCCCACAGGACUCGUCGAAUUCUGGCGGUGACAACAUGUACACGCUGAUGAAACCGGUCGGCGCCGGAGCCCUAGGGGCAGAGUUCCCGCUCGCGGGCGAGCACGGGCCGUCAUCGCAGCACCUCAGCCAACCGUCUGCAGCCGAAGGCCUAGGCGGCGUGGACGGGAUGAAGUCGUCGCCGGGCGGCGUGGGCGGCGGCGGGCCCGGCACGCCCAGGGAGGACUCCGGCUCCGGCAUGGGGGACUACAACUUGAGUUUCGGUGGACCCGGCGGCGACCAAAAUGAUCAAACUGAAUCAGCGGCCAUCUUGAAAAUCAAAGAGAGCAUGCAGGAGGAGGCGAAACGAUUCGAGAAAGAUCCAGACCACCCGGACUAUUUUAUGCAGUGAGAGAGAAUCACCAAGCUGCGCCAACUUGCCAAAUGGAACUACGCAAACAUAUUCUCUUGGUAGUGAGUUAUUAGUAUGUGAGUGGCCAAGUUACUACUUGGUCAAACUAUGUUUGCAUCUCCGUCACACUGACUCUUAGGUACGGUAUGUGAACCGUACUGACGCGUCAUGACGCCCGCGGGGAGGUGAGCGGGAAAGUGGGAGAGGUGAGCGGGGAAGUGGGAGAGGUGCAAACUUAACUUGACCUAUAAAUCUGAAAUAUUAUACCAAGUUGUUAUAAUAAAUGAAAUAUAGUUGUACGCAAAUCUGGUGUAAUAUGCAGGGAAUGCAAUUGAGGAUGAGUUGCCGAGUUACUGAAUCUAUAAGAUAAAUUCAUAACAAAGUUUAUGUAAACAGAAUUGGUAUUUCGCAAAUUUUGUCAAUGAUUAAUAUUACUUUGAAGUGAAAAUCAUUUGAUUAAAAUAACACCAUGCUUGACUUAAAUUAAUUGUCAAGCUGGGUUAAGAACUUGGCAACUCAUUAAACUUUGAUGCGAGCAUGACUUGGCCACUCAUAUGUUCAUAUUUUUCUGACUUUUACCUGAUGGUCUCUAUUUUUACUGAGCCUUCAAUUGAUCUCAUUCAAUCAAGAAAGGUUUCAAAUCAUUUUGGUGAGUUGGCGUUUGUUUUUUUUUUGCGUUCCAACGAUCUGAGAAAUGGAUUUUUUAAAAAUAAGCUCUUCCUCUGCUCUUUCAUUCGCAAAUUUUAUUAUUUAUUAGUAUAAUUUAUCGCACUGCUUUUUUUUAAAGAACGACUUUUUGAUGGUUCUUUUUGGAUAAGAGUAUAUUUCACAUGAUAUUUUUAAUGUUAGAAUUAUUUUUUUUCGUCUAACUUAUAAUUUUAAUAUUAUGUAAUUCGUCAUAAUGAUAAUUUGUAUAUCAAGAGGUUUAUAUUAUAGUUCGUUUAAUUAAUAGCCAAGAACUUGGCGAUGCUGUUUCACCCACAUUUAAAUUGCAAUAAGAGUAUUUUCAA
Molecule: messenger RNA, 2381 nt
Organism: Maniola jurtina (meadow brown)
Lineage: Eukaryota; Metazoa; Arthropoda; Insecta; Lepidoptera; Nymphalidae
Gene: Ssdp
Product: single-stranded DNA-binding protein 3
Exons: 7
Coding region: 109-1371 (420 amino acids)
Biological process (GO): positive regulation of transcription by RNA polymerase II
Cellular component (GO): nucleus
Molecular function (GO): single-stranded DNA binding; protein binding
Source: RefSeq, a predicted model, not a curated record